AUGAACAUUGACACUGGAGUUGACCCUAACAACAAAAGUGCUCCUAUAGACAGUAGUGAUCAAGCAAGUAAAAACAUUAACUCUGGAACAUCAAAACAGCCAGUUUUUAUUGCCAUGGAUGAAUCUGACAAGCACAAAUUUGUACAGGACAUGAGAAAUUCCAAUACCAUCAAGAAAACUGAGACAGCUGUCAGGCAAUUUCAAAGGUGGCUGUCAAGUGAUCCUAGAUAUAUCACAGCUGAAAUAUCGGAGAUUCCUGUUGAAGAGUUGGAUAACUAUAUAGGCUCUUUCCUGCUGUCUAUCAGGAAAGCAGAUGGAUCCGAGUACGAGCCAGAUACGCUUACCAGUUACCAUCGAGGAAUUGACCGUUAUCUCCGUGACAAAAAUUAUGCCUAUAGUAUGGUUCAAGACCGGGAAUUUUCAACAUCAAGGGCUGUUCUAGCUUCAAAACGUAAACAGCUUAAAAUGAGUGGUAAAGGAGGUCGCCCAAAUGCUGCCGAGCCACUCACUUCUGAUGAACAAGAAGUCUUGAAGGAAAAAAAGUGCAUUGGCCUUGAAAGUCCACAACAACUGUUAAACAAAAUGUGGUUGAAUAAUACUGUGGUGUUCGGACUUCGUGGAGGCACAGAAAACCGUAGUCUCUGCUGGGGUGAUGUUUCUUUGAAAACUGAUGCAAAGGGAACUGAAUAUCUUGAAUUCAAUGAGCGUUGCACUAAAACUAGAACUGGUGAAUCUAGUCACUCUGAUCAGCGAGCAUUCAAGCCAAAGCAGUACGCUCAUGAAAUUCCGGAAAACUGCCCUGUAUAUGCAUACAAAGAGUUCAGGAAAAGACGGCCAAUGGACUGUUGUACCCCGGAGUCUCCAUUUUAUCUAGCUAUUAACUAUAACCGACGACCAAACUCUGAAAUCUGGUAUAAAAACCAACCUUUAGGGCAAAAUACAUUACGUGGUUUGAUGAAAAAAAUGGCAGAAAAAGCAAACUUACCUGGAAAGAAGACGAAUCAUUCAGCUCGUAAAACAACCUGCACAAAACUCUUGCAUAGUGGGGUCGCUCCGACAACAAAACAGCAGCUAACUGGUCACAAAAAUGUUCAGUCUGUGAAUAACUAUGCAGUUGCCUCAGAAGAAAUGCAAAGAAACAUGUCAGACAUUCUGUCUAGCAACAAUCCAUACACUACAUCUGAGACACCACAAAUGCAACUCCAACCUGCAACCUCUUCCAUCCAGGAAAAUGCUGCACAAUCCACAUACCAGGCAACGUCACUGUCCAGUCUAACAUCCACAUGUGAAAUUUCCGGCCAUCAUGGCAAUAUGUUUCAAAAUGCCAAUAUUCAAAACUGUCAGAUUGUUGUGAACAACUAUUCAAAUUCCCCAAAUAAACCUAAGAGAAGGCGCAUUCGAAUCAUAGAGAGUGACAGCGAAUAA
This is a messenger RNA of Mercenaria mercenaria, 1425 nucleotides long. RefSeq lists its product as uncharacterized. NCBI's taxonomy places the organism in Eukaryota, Metazoa, Mollusca, Bivalvia, Venerida, Veneridae. Gene Ontology annotation, biological process: DNA recombination; DNA integration. The record is from RefSeq and is a predicted model, not a curated record. The transcript has 2 exons. The coding region runs from base 1 to 1425 and encodes 474 amino acids. Gene Ontology annotation, molecular function: DNA binding.